UAAAAUGAAUUUUGCUUCCGUCACGUGAUUUUAUAAAAUGGCGGCCUCUACAAGGGAGAACCAAAUAACUCCGCAUGAUAAGGAAAUUUUAAAACAAAUUUUUAAUCCUGGAUUACCAUACGGUGAUGAUGUUGACGAAGAACAGCCAACAGGUUUUUAAAUAGAUUUUUGGAAUUAACUUUGGUAUAAUAACCCCUAGGCCUAUGAUACCUGUACAUAUAUAAAUAUGUAAAUGUAAAGACUGAUGAAGCAAUCAUUUUUUUGCCGAAACGUGACGUUAACUCAUUUGACUCAUUUGUAUUUUGUGAAAGUAAAAUCAUCAUUAAAAAUGAACAUUUAUUGUUUUCUUUACACAAAUUGUGUCUAAUUUAUUUAGAAAAAGUAAAAGUCAAAUACCUCUUGAUCAUCAUCCUAUUUGGUAACGACAUUAUUGAUUAAUUACGCCUAAGGGCCAUCCAUAAAUGAUGUCGUCACUGUCAUUAGUUAGUGUCAUGAUACCCGGUACUCAUUGUUGCGGGGGGGGGGGGGAAAAAAAAAUUAGAGUAUUUGACGGAGGUGUGGGGGGGGGGCUUAAGCAAUGUGAAAAGUGGAAUAUAUAUAUAAUAUAGUAAAGAAUUGUAAUUAAAAGCCCUAAAUUGCAGACAUUUUAAACAUUCUAAUUCUAUACAAUAAUUAAAAUUAUUGGUAAAUUAUUAGAGAUCGUCCCGCGUUGGCUGCCAUCUGCUUGACACAACCAGUUAAUUCUGUCACUAAUGUAUCUCUAAAUCGAUCCCUAUGCUUAACCUGAACCCCUAAAUUGAUCCCUAUGCCUAACCUGAACCCCUAAAUUGAUCCCUAUGCCUAACCUGAACCCUAAAUCAAUCCCUCAACCUAACCUAAACCCUAAUUCACUGCAACUAUAAUAAACACGCAAAUGAUGUCACAGGAUGAUCUCUAAGAAUUAGCCAAAUUAUUUUAUUUUUAAACUACCAUCCCUGAGGGAAUCAGUACAGGUAUGGGUGGUCCAUAAGGUAUUCUAAUCAAGUUACAGGCCGCCACAGAGGAGAAAAUAGGUGUAGUGAUAUUGGUAGUCUAGAGAAUUUAUGUCAAAUUGUGGAGAUGGGAGUCAUAGAAUUACGACUACCACAUUAAAUGGGAUGGAAUGGGGAAAAAAGGGUUGACAGGGGUGGUGGUGUGAUCGUAGUAAAUUCUCUAGGGCAGGGAUUCUUAACCUUUUGGCAUCACUGCAGGCCCACUCCAUUUUAAACAUCCCCCUCCCCCCCAUACACAAAAAAAUUAUUUUGUAAAAAAUAUGAAAAUAAUUUAGUUUUAUCAUUGUUGUAUUUCUUUUUAUAAGCAAGUAAAAAAUUACCAAUACAAGUACCGUAAUGUGUAAACAAAAUUCACCAUAAUAACAUUUACUGCUGCUCAGUGCUAAUCAAAUGCAUAAAAACUGAUUUUUUGGGGAUAAAAAUUAGAAACAACUAGCAAUGGCAGCAAAUACAAGAUUCUGGUCUUCCGCAGCUCAGGGUUGGAGGGGUACUUUUACCCCUUGUUAAGAACCACAGUUCUAGUGAAAUGUUUCUGACACAGGUGCAGUAAUUUGAUAUCCAUGGGAGGCGAAUUUCUUAAGGGUUUGUAAAGGACAGUAAUGCACGCAGGUAAUUUUUAUGGGGGCGGGGGGAAAGGGGGUUUGCAGAGAUUUGUGAUUUUAUAUUUGAGGGGUGGUCUAACUUUUUGUGACAGGGGGAGGGGAGGGGCAAAUUCAGCUAAAUACGUCACUUAUGGAUGGUCACUUAUUCUUAGCUAUCAUCAAUUCAUUGUAAUGUCACGAGUAUGACUUAGUUAUUAUAGUUAUCAUCAAUUGCAAUGAGUAUGACAACCUUUAACUGUUCGAUUUUUUAUUAUUUUUUUUCACUCUGAGCUUAUUUUGAGAUUCUGUCAGUAAUUCAGUAAAUAUGAUAUAUUCUGUUGAUGCUGUCAAUUACAGUUUUUUUACUGAUAGCUGAUAUUGUGAUACGAUACUUAUAGUGUUACGGAAAUGUUUUUAAAAAUAUUUCAUUUGUUUAUAAUAGUACCAUAUAGCUUUUUUUUUCAAUAUUUGUCAUAAUUGUACAGAGACUAAUGCAGACACACAUGAAGUGUGUCAAGCCAAGGAGCUUGAAAUUAGAGGCGUGAGAGCAGCAGAAGCUGGAAAUAUAGAUGUUGCUGUAAGUAUUUUUACCGAAGCAGUGUCCACUGCGCCAAACUGGCCAUCAUCCUACAACAACAGGGCUCAAGCUUUGCGAAUGAAAGGGGAUAUUGAAGGUAUGCAUUAACCCCUUUAAUCAGAAUCGGGCUCUUAUUUUACCCUUCAUCUACUAACAUGGUAUAAACAGAUUUGAAAAAAAAAUGUAUAUUUUGCAAAAUCAAAUUCUGUUUUUGUUCACUUUGGACUUGGUUUUGUGGUCUAUGAAACAAAGAAAAAUAACUCCACCAACCUGUAUUUAAAAGGUGUUUUCAAUUUCAAAUAUCCCUUGAGAUCAAACAAAUUUAUUUAUUUUUUUUUUUUUUUAUACCGGUACCCUACAAAUAUUAACCUUGUAGCAGUCACACAGAUAAACGCUAAUUUUUUGUUUCUCUUACAAGUUAUUUUUUGUUACUUUGGACUUUGUUUUGUAGUUUAUGAAACAAAAAAAAAUAAAUCCACCAAAUUUUAUUUAAAAGGUUUUUUUAAUUUUAAAUAUCCCUUGAGAUCAAACAAAUUUAUUUAUUUUUUUUUUUUUUUAUACCGGUACCCUACAAAUAUUAACCUUGUAGCAGUCACACAGAUAAAAGCUAAUUAUUUGUUUCUCUUACAAGUUAACUCACCGAUUUCAGUCUCAUGGGUUAUGUAUCAAACACAGGUGCAAAAUCAGACUUAAAUAAAGCUCUGGAACUUAGCCAAGGAAAGGGGCCAGCAGCAUGCCAGGCGUUUACACAGAGAGGUCUCAUUAGAAAAAGGGAAGGUAAUGUCAGCUAUUUUACUCUUUUGUUGGGGAUGGGGGGUUGUGGUAUUUGACACGCAGCUAAUGCAUUUGUAAAUCAUACUAAAUUAUAAACAAAAAUUAUUGCAAGUGUGCAUAUUAUGAUGAUUUUUAUUAUAUAUCAAUAAUUUGUUUUUAUUUGAAUUGCUCACAGAAGAUGAUCUUCUGUGAGCCCCUAAAUAAAGAGGAGCUUCUGUUAACAAUGCUGUCAGUUUCAAUAAAUUAGACCUUGAAAAAAUAACAAUGUCAGCAUUGUUGAAGGUCACGUUAAUAUAAAUUAUCUUCAUAAGUGAUAAACACAUAUAAAAAAUGCUGAGUGCCAUCCUCUAUUAUUGCUGAAAAAUAUCUUCAGCAGUUCUAAUAAUUAAGAAAUGAUGAAGUUGGUUUGUUUAAAAAAUGUAAUUCAUGUUGUAUUUAUUCAUAUACGUUAGGAAAUUAAAUGUGAGUUUUGAUGAAGAAAACCAACAUUUUAUCAACCAUUUAAUACUGAGGAAAAAAUCCACAGCUUUACAUAAAAUCAUCUGUGCCGUCUGACUGGUUUUUGUUGUUUUUUUUCCCCCCACAGGAGAUGAGGAAGGGGCCAGAAAAGAUUUCCAGAGGGCAUCAGAAUUAGGCAAUGGGUUUGCCAAACAGAUUUUAGCAAGUAUGAACCCUUAUGCUGCAUUGUGCAAUCAGAUGCUGGGAGAAGUCAUGACCAAGCUGAGAACUUGUCAGGAAGAAAUGUGAUCCAGAAAUGUGAUCUUAUUGUUGAUGUAACCAAAGCUAUAAACACAUUCCAAGGUGUCUGCAUUAUCAUUGGGUAUUUCUUUGUGCUUCUUUUUUAAAUUUUUUUUAGCCAGUAGUCAUUUUACUUGCAUAAAAAAUAAAAGUGCAUUUUAAGUUUUGCAUUUUAAGUAAAUUUUGUUGUUGAUAAACCUCAUUUACAAGAUCUUGAGGUAAAAACAAAGCUUAGAUUUCACAACAGUGUCAAAAUGAAAACAGGUUUUAAAUUUACCGGUACAGUACAUAAAAGUUGCAUUUUUAUUUUUAAUAGUGUUGUGACAUUUGUUUAUGUUAAUUUAACUGUUGCGAAUGUAUAUAUUUUGUGGUAAAAAUUUAUUUUAAGGUUUGUUGCUCUCAAUUUAUUUAUUUAAAUUACACUAAUUUUUAAAAUUGAACUUCUUUUUUUUUUUUUGUCCAUUUUCACAGCAGAAAGAAAAGUAUCUAUACAGUGUAUAUUAUAUUAUAUUAUAUAUUAUAACUUUAUUUUCUUUUUGUUAAUUAUUCUGCUUGUUAAAGCAUUUUCAUCGAAAUAGUACAUUUUUACUAAAAUGUUUAAGAUUACAGAAAUACAAAUGAAUUAUUACUUAAUUAUAAAUUUAACUGUAUUUUUUAAAAGAUUUUUCAUGGCACCAAAUCAGUUAUGAAUAAACUUGUAUAUGUAUUGUUUGAUGGCUCAUUAGUGAGCACCAGGAUCUGUGGUUUACACUCAUUUAUUGGGAUUCAGACAUGGUCUCAUUCGUGGUUCAGCUGGGGCCUUCCCAAAGUGAUUUGUUUAUUUUUACAUUCCUGAUUUAUUCUGGCAGCUAUAACCGCAACCAUUUUUUUCAUUGCACAAGUUGGCUGCUGUCUUCCAACUCUGGUGGUUGGGGUUUCCCACUCAGUAUCACUCAGCAUUUACAUCUUCCCCAAAAAUUGUUUGCAUUUAAACAGAUCCUUAAUUUUAAUAAAAGAAUUGAUGAUAUUGAAGCUAUGUCUGUGCUCUGUUUCUUGUCGUACUUCUAUUUGUCCUGUUCGCUGAAGAAGGCUCUAAGUCGAAACGUCCACAUCUUGCUGUCCUGUCUUUUGAUUCAAGCUUCAACAUACCUUGCUCUACUAUUUCGUUGAAGUCAUGUGACAGUGUGGUAUUAAAGUUAUUUUAGCAUUACCUUGCUUUUAACAAUUAAUACAUUAUAACUUUAUCUUUUUUUUUUUUCUUUUAAAUUAUUAAUACCGGUACUGAAUUAUUUGAUUUCUACACGACAGAGACUGAGGCUGAGACUGAGUCUGAGACUGAGACAGAGAGAGCCUCAUUGCAUAUUGUGAUCUGGGAACACUAUAUUUUACAAUUUCAAAUUAUUUAUUUCUUGUUUUUUACUGUCUGCUGAAGAAGGCAUUUAGCCAAAACAUCCUUUUAAG
Messenger RNA from Lymnaea stagnalis (great pond snail), 5141 nucleotides. Lineage: Eukaryota; Metazoa; Mollusca; Gastropoda; Lymnaeidae. The record is from the annotation of a GenBank genome assembly.